AAUGCCAGAUUUAGUGUUCAGUCCAGAGAGUGAUCAACUAAUGCCCACACAGGUCCCUAGCUGGCGACCCUGAACUCAACGAUAGAGACAAGGUCAGGGCAGUCUCUCCCACAGUGUAAGCCUGGCCGUACUGUCUUCUGGGCAGCAGUGGCAUUUCCAAACUCUCUCAACCAUGGGAGCAGGAGCCAGCGCAGAAGAGAAGCACUCAAGGGACCUGGAAAAGAAGCUGAGAGAAGAUGCCGAAAAAGAUGCAAGAACAGUCAAACUCCUACUGCUGGGUGCUGGAGAAUCUGGCAAGAGCACUAUUGUCAAGCAGAUGAAAAUUAUUCAUCAAGAUGGCUACUCCCGUGAGGAAUGUCUUGAGUUCAUCAGCAUUAUCUACAGUAACACUUUGCAAUCCAUGAUGGCUAUCGUCAAGGCAAUGACCACACUGAACAUCGGCUAUGGAGACAGUGCCAGACAGGAUGAUUCUCGCAAACUGAUGCAUCUGGCCGAUACCAUCGACGAGGGGACUAUGCCAAAGGAGCUGUACGAAAUUAUCAGCCGCCUGUGGAAGGAUUCAGGCAUUCAGGCUUGCUUCGAGCGAGCCUCGGAGUACCAACUCAAUGAUUCUGCCGGCUACUAUCUCAAUGACCUGGAUCGGAUUGUCCAGCCUGGAUACCUCCCCACUGAGCAGGAUGUCCUGCGCUCAAGAGUAAAAACCACUGGUAUCAUUGAGACUCAAUUCGGAUUUAAAGAUCUCAACUUCAGAAUGUUUGAUGUCGGUGGACAACGCUCUGAGCGCAAGAAAUGGAUCCACUGCUUCGAAGGCGUCACCUGUAUCAUCUUCAUUGCUGCACUCAGUGCGUAUGAUAUGGUGCUGGUGGAGGAUGAUGAAGUGAACCGUAUGCAUGAGAGUCUGCAUCUCUUCAACAGCAUCUGUAAUCAUCGCUACUUCAUCGCAACUUCCAUCGUCCUCUUCCUCAACAAGAAGGAUGUGUUCCAGGAGAAAAUCAAGAAGACCCAUCUGAGCAUCUGCUUCCCAGACUAUGAUGGAAAUAACUCAAUGGAGGAUGCUGGAGCUUACAUUAAAACCCAAUUCCUGGAACUAAACAUGAGGAGAGAUGUGAAGGAGAUUUACUCGCACAUGACCUGUGCCACUGACACAGAGAACGUCAAGUUUGUGUUCGAUGCAGUGACAGACAUCAUCAUCAAGGAGAACUUGAAAGACUGCGGUCUCUUCUAAAUCUCUUCCAGCUCCCCAAGGAGUUCUACAAUACUCUCACAAAAUUAUCCACAAAUGUUAUCCUUCAAUGAAUGAACCCAGAGAGGUCUGCUGAUGAUGUAUCCAUUCUGUUUGUGAUCAUUGGCUAUGAUUAAGAUGUGAACAGAAGCAAUUCCAUUAAAAAUUCAAGUAACCUGUAAUGAUCCAAUCAACCCAGCUGAUUUUCCUCCUGAAGGCAAAGUUAUACUUUUUAACCAAAGUUUCUUUCCUACAGUAAUAUUGACUCAAUACAGCUUGUCAAAUAAAUAUCCACGAUAAUUAGAUUGAAGAAAUGUUGGGAUUGCCUAUCAGUUCCAGAUUUGCAUGGGGUAUAAAGGUACACAGUAGCACUGUUAUCCUGUGCAUUAAACUAGUAAACUAGGGAUUUAUAGUGGGUGCUCUUCUCUGAAAUAAACAACUCAAUUUAGUUGA
This is a messenger RNA of Stegostoma tigrinum, 1675 nucleotides long. RefSeq names its product guanine nucleotide binding protein (G protein), alpha transducing activity polypeptide 1 (gene gnat1). Gene Ontology annotation, biological process: adenylate cyclase-modulating G protein-coupled receptor signaling pathway. The record is from RefSeq and is a predicted model, not a curated record. Gene Ontology annotation, cellular component: heterotrimeric G-protein complex. Bases 173 to 1225 code for a protein of 350 amino acids. The transcript has 9 exons. Lineage: Eukaryota; Metazoa; Chordata; Chondrichthyes; Orectolobiformes; Stegostomatidae. Gene Ontology annotation, molecular function: GTP binding; GTPase activity; G-protein beta/gamma-subunit complex binding.